AUGGCUGGCCUUCGAAGAUCCAAGCGACUUGAGGCUUGCAAUCAACCUGACCAAGUCGCCAAGAUUGCAAGAACGUCAAAAGUUCAUGAAAAGGCGGUUACAGGGAAGAACAAGAAGACUGGGGAGAGCGCCAUGGAAGGGCCUUCGGACCCAGGGGUCGACACAGAUGCGUCGCCGAACCGUGCUUCGGAAAAACAGCCGGACGAAGAACUUCAGAACGAAGCAGUGUCGAAGGAGCCACAGCAAAAGGAAACACACGCCAGUGUUCGAUUACCUAUAGAUAAGAUUGAGAGCCCAUUCAAGGACAAGAAAGAGGAUUUUGCAGACUUCCGACGGGCUAUUCAGACUUCCGUCGGUUUGGGUUAUCAACAAGGUAACCUUCACAUUGUGUGGGACGAACUCCUUAGUAGUAUUCGGGCCAUCUCACAGUCAGCUGGUUUCCGCGACCGCUCCUGGGAUAAUCUUGAUGAGACCGCUCGGCAGAGGUUCAUUGGAUAUUCGUGUCAUGCCCAACAGCUCUUUGAGAACUCUUUUGUACGUGAGUAUAUGCUCGAGCGUUGGAUCUGGGAGAUCGUGGAUGAGAACUUUUUCUCUGGAAAGAGUCAGGAUAUUGAGUGGAAUUCGCCCUAUUGGGAAGCCCAGGCCACUAUGGAGCGCAUCUUACGGGGUAAGGAAGAUGAAGGAAUCCAUCAAUUCGUGGGACUGACCUCGGCCGUAGAGAAGAAUUUCGACUACGACGAAGAAACCCGGAGUAUCAAGUAUCCCAACUGGCGAUACACCACAAUCGAUCUCUAUUACUCCCUUAAAGGAGUGUGGCGCUAUGGCCUUAGGAUUGAGCCGGAAUGCGUGGUCAAGAUCCUGAAGAAAGCCCUUGGCCAAUACUUUCCUGAGAACCCUUGGCCCUACCUGGAAGAAACGCUCUUGGGUCUUGCAAAGACGGUUGCCAAGUUCGAGCUCUGGUUCGACUGCGGUCGCGAGACUCUUCGACUCGUCUUUCAUGACCCCGAGACCAAAGACGCAUAUGGAUUUCCAUUUUCACCCAGAGUCGAGGGGUUCAACGAUAGUAAAGUGAUGAAAGCAGUCAACGACUACGAUGCCAUGUACGAGGGUCAGUCUGUCGAACUAGUUGUGUCGCCUAUACUUGUGUUUUAUGGGUCUCACUAUGGAUAUGAUUACCACGUUCGGUAUGCCUCGUUUCCUAUGCGAGUGUGUGUUGGAUACCUUAGCGGCUGCGAGCAAGACGAGGUGGUUGAGACGGAGGAGGAUGGAGAGGGGGCCGGAGAAGAGGAGGCGAAGAUCAUCAAGGAUAAAGAGGGCGUCACAAAGGAUGAGGAUGGGAAGAACAUCGAGGACGAGGACGAGGACGAGGAGUAA
Fusarium musae is the source of this 1374-nucleotide messenger RNA. RefSeq lists its product as uncharacterized. Bases 1 to 1374 code for a protein of 457 amino acids. NCBI's taxonomy places the organism in Eukaryota, Fungi, Ascomycota, Sordariomycetes, Hypocreales, Nectriaceae. The record is from RefSeq and is a predicted model, not a curated record. The transcript is spliced from 2 exons.